Molecule: messenger RNA, 5809 nt
Organism: Colossoma macropomum (tambaqui)
Lineage: Eukaryota; Metazoa; Chordata; Actinopteri; Characiformes; Serrasalmidae
Gene: ergic3
Product: ERGIC and golgi 3
Exons: 14
Coding region: 35-1201 (388 amino acids)
Biological process (GO): endoplasmic reticulum to Golgi vesicle-mediated transport; retrograde vesicle-mediated transport, Golgi to endoplasmic reticulum
Cellular component (GO): COPII-coated ER to Golgi transport vesicle; endoplasmic reticulum; endoplasmic reticulum membrane
Source: RefSeq, a predicted model, not a curated record
GUUCACCGGAACGCUCGCUGCUCAGAGAGGCAAGAUGGACGCGCUGAAUAAGCUGAAACAGUUUGACGCUUAUCCGAAAACUCUGGAGGACUUUAGGAUCAAAACGUGCGGCGGAGCCACGGUUACGAUCAUCAGUGGACUUAUUAUGCUGAUCCUGUUCUUCUCCGAGUUACAGUAUUAUCUUACCAAGGAGGUCCAUCCCGAACUGUUUGUAGACACUUCAAGAGGAGACAAGCUCAAGAUCAACAUCGAUGUUAUAUUUCCUCACAUGCCGUGCGCCUAUCUGAGCAUUGAUGCCAUGGACGUGGCUGGAGAGCAGCAGCUGGACGUCGAGCACAACCUGUUCAAGCAGAGGCUGGACAAAGACGGCAAACUGGUCAGCACUGAGCCAGAGAAACACGAUUUGGGAAAAGAGGAGGGAGAGAUAUUUGACCCCAGUAAGCUGGAUCCAGACCGCUGUGAGAGCUGCUACGGAGCGGAGACCGAGGAGUUAAAAUGCUGUAACACCUGCGAUGACGUGCGAGAGGCGUACCGGCGGCGCGGCUGGGCUUUUAAAACACCCGACACCAUCGAACAGUGCAAGAGAGAAGGUUUCAGCCAGAAGAUGCAGGAGCAGAAGAACGAGGGCUGCCGGGUGUACGGCUUCCUCGAGGUCAAUAAGGUGGCAGGUAACUUCCACUUUGCCCCCGGAAAAAGCUUUCAGCAGUCUCAUGUUCACGUGCAUGCUGUGGAAAUUCACGAUCUGCAGAGCUUUGGACUCGACAAUAUCAACAUGACCCAUCAGAUUAAACAUCUCUCGUUUGGGAAAGACUAUCCUGGAAUCGUGAAUCCUCUAGACGGCACUAACGUCGCAGCGCCUCAAGCGUCCAUGAUGUACCAGUACUUCGUGAAAAUUGUACCAACAAUUUACGUUAAAGGAGACGGGGAGGUGGUGAAAACGAACCAGUUCUCAGUGACCAGACAUGAGAAAGUGGCCAACGGGCUGAUUGGGGAUCAGGGUCUGCCUGGCGUCUUCGUACUUUAUGAGCUUUCUCCCAUGAUGGUCAAAUUCACAGAGAAACAGCGGUCAUUCACUCACUUUCUGACAGGAGUCUGCGCUAUUAUAGGUGGAGUUUUCACAGUUGCUGGACUCAUCGAUUCUUUAAUAUACCACUCAGCGAGAGCCAUACAGAAGAAGAUCGAGCUGGGAAAAGCGUCCUAGCACCUCUCAGUCUCCACCACGGACAAUUGCAGUGCAUUACAGUUUGCAGGAACCCCAGUCUGUUCUAACGGAAGAACCCAGCUGCGUGUGUGUUUGAGCGUGUGUGUGUGUGUGUGUGUGUGUGUGUGUGUGUGUGUGUGUGGCUCCUCGCUCCAGAUGCAGGCCGGUUCCUCAGCAGGGCUUCACUGGAACAACCAAACCGGCUGACUGGAUUUCACAGAGAACCGCAGGGUUAAAUGGUAACCGUACGGCACAAAUGAAGAAUCUGCUCGUUCCACUGUGGAACGAAGAACCUCUCCUGGAAAUCCCAGAGCUUCUCAGUGCAGGACUGGGUUGCACCAUUUUUGCGUAUGUUUGUACUUUAAAUUUCUGUGUUAAGUCUUUACUGAGUCCUCAGUUACACUGGUUGACUCUCCUUUUACUAAAUUUGGUUGUACCACAAAUCAUUGAAGGGGAAUUCCACCAGUUUUUUAAAAGUUUCUGAAUAAUUCAAUCACUGACUUUUAAAUAACGUCAUUCAGGUUUUUAAUGUCAGAUGCUUCGUUCUAGAGAAACUUAUAAACUCAGAUUUGGUGGUGCAGCCCAUUUUAAUUUUGUUCACACAAACCUGAACUUAGUAAACACGUCAUAAAUACACUCUUAGAAAAGUUGGUUCUUUAGUAAAGACAGUGGUUCUAUGUAAAACUAUGAACACUUGAAGAACCAUUUUCAUGCUUAAAUGGUUGAAUUGUUCUUCAGAUUGACGGAGAAUGUAUUGUAUAUGGUUCUAUAUAGAACUUUUUUGAAAAGGGGGUUCUAUAUAGAACAAAUAGGGUUCUGCUGUAGUUAUGUCAAACUUGUAACAAAAGAAGAACCCUUUUUGGUGCUGUAUAAAACUAUACACAACACAUUCUCCAUCAAUCUGAAGAACCAUUUCACCAUGCAAAGAACCAUCUAACCAUGCAGAUGGUUCUUUAAGUGCUCAUAGAUCUAUAUAGAGCCAUUGUCUUUACUAAAGAACCCUUGAAGAACCGUCUUUUUUGAGGGGAGCUUACAUUUGAACUUACGUACAAAUGGUGCAUCCGACCCCAGAUCCUCAAAGACAGUCCAUGUUUUUGUUCUGCCAGUUUACAGCACACUUUAAAGGGCCUGUAUCCUACAUUUUUAUAUUUUGAGAUCCACUUAUAACACUUUUGUAUGUUUAUGUACCAAAAAUAAUUAAUUUCUGCAGUUUUCCAGCUUCUCUUUAUCCUGGAGAAUUGAAUAGGCUGUGCCUUUAAGACUGACAUAUGUAAAUUAGCUCUGUUCUGAUUGGCGGCCCUCAUUCAGAAAGCACUCGGAGCUGAAACACUACUUAAAACUUUGAUAUGAGUGGCCGUGGCUAAACUGCCCUAGGCUGAAUAGGUGGACAUUAUGUAAAUGAGUUGGUUUUUGUGACAUCACAGAAACAGUGAAUUAAAAAACAGGCUGUUUUUACGGUUUAGUUUCCAUAUUUGGACUCUACAGACUGGGGAGUGACACAUUUAGAAAUUUUGUGUUUACAAGAUUUUUUAUGAUAUGGGCCCUUUAACGUGUUCUAGAUCAGGUGUGGAGAACAGUACUGUGCGCUUGCAGAGGGUUCUCCAGGGCUGGAUUGACAGCAUUGGUUUUAUUCAUGUUGUGUUGCCUGAUUACCUAAUCCGGGAUUAUUAUAAUUUUUUUACAGUAAUUGUGUAUUUUGUCAAAAAAUCAACGGUGGAACUUGAUAAGAGGUCGGUUCUGCUGUUAAUCACAGCGUUUAUGAGCUUGUUGGUAACUGAAUACAGACAGACAGUCGUGAGCAAAUGUAACGUUGAUUUUCUGAGCGUAAAUAAGUCACACAUCCUCUACAGAGACGCACUGCCGCACAUUUAAAUACACAAUUACUGUUUAUUUACUAAGUUUGAUACACUGGAAAAACAUAGAUCAUAAAAUGUGGCCUGUGCAAACAUUUAUAUUUAAUUUUUAAUUUUUAUCCAGUCUGUUAAAGCUGCACUAUAUAAGAUGAUUUAGCUAAAAUUGAAAGGAGUAUGAAAACUGAAUCAGGAGAAUAAAAAAAGGCUAAAAUAUAUUACAUAUGAGCUUACGCUGCGGCGGGUCUGUGGAGAGGAACUCGAAUUGAAAUGCAAACAUUACUGUUGAAAAUGUGAACUGCAGUGCACACAUGGCGUUACUGUUCCAUGGUGAGAUGCAGAACACGAGUCAAAACCUAGAACAAAACAUCUACUGCACUGUUUUCACUUCACUUUACCUCUUUACUGAAAAACAGUACAUGAGGAUUCACAUUUUAAAAAUGAAAAGCUGAAUUUGUGUUAGAAAUGAAUAAAGUGUGCCUUGAAAUGUAAAAACGACUAUGCUGCUUAAAACAAUGUUACUGGUUAAACACAACCUCAUGUUUUCACUGCAUUUCACUGUUUUUGCUGCAUUUCAAUGAGGGAAAUAUAUUUAAAGUGCAGAAAAGGGGUGAGAACAGUGUAGUGGGGGUUUUGCUUCACAUUUUGUCAGGUGUUCUGCACGUCGCCUGUGGAAAAGUAUGUUGUGUGCGUUUCACUGUUUUCAGUGCUAUGAUUGCAUCACUGAGGCACGUUCUGCUCAGUGUAAAGCAGCAUAGCUGAGAUUUUAUUACAUUUUAGGGUUGGUUGAAUUCCAUCCUGACAAAUUCAGCAUUUAAUUUUAAAAAUCCAAAUCCUGACGUGUUGUUUUUUUCAGUAAAGAGGUCAAACAACAUGAAAACAGUGUAAUAGAGGGCUUGUUUUUCAUUUUGGCUCUAUUCUGCAUCUCGAUGGAACAGUAAUGUCACGUGUGCAUUGCAUUUCACAUAUUCCUCUCCGUGCGAGUCGCCCUGUAAAGCCUGAAGUAAUCAUUUAAGGCGACGGGUCGGCAGUUUUUCACACCACGUCUUAUGUCUUAGCAUAUUAACGUCACACACAGACUCAAAAAGAAGGUCCGGCUCGAUGUUUAGAUCUUAAAUGAUCUCAAAAUCAACAUCAUACUGAUGAAGAUGUGAUACAGUAGUAGAUAAUUCACUCACAACCUCAGAGACGCUCCUUCACCAAGUUUGGACUGAGUUCUCUUUGAAUUCAUCUGCUUGGCGACGGGGGCCAAAGCACAACCCACACUACAUGCAGUUACACAUUUCCACCAGAGAGAUCUCCAAAUCCCGGAAUCUUGUUCUCUGUGGAGGAUGUUUUGAUGUGUUUUCACUUAGAAAGUCAACAAAACAGUCAUGUGACUGGGGCGUUCAAACUCACGACUGUACCACUCAAAAGUUUGGAGUCACUGUUUAUAUGAAUGUUCUGUCGUUUUAUAUACGGUGCAGAUUUAAAUACUUGGCUGACAACAAAAUGAAACAUGUUUAGAUGUUUUAGUCGAUACUUUGAGCAUUUUGGUACCAAAAAGUUAUUUGAGUCUGAACAACUUAAGGUAAUUGUUUAUUUAUAGGAUAUUUUUGUCCUGUUUUCUGCCUCAAGAUGUGUCCCUUUGGAAAUACAACGUAUUGAUUAACUUCAUGCAGUCAUUUUAGAUCAUACAGUUCCGAGCUGCGUGUCCUGCACAAAGACCAAUCUUAAAUGGUAGAGCGAGCAUCACUGUGAACACUCUCUCUCUGUCAGUAUGAUCUAAACACAUGUUUUUGGUUAAAACUGGACUGUUUUUCAUUCUAGACAAAUUCUUUGUUGAUUAGUGUUCAUUUCUACAGCUUCCUGCUGCUCAUUUGCUGUUAUAUAAUCUUGUGAAGUUACACAGGACUGACAUAUAAGAAUAACCAUAUACAUUUAUCUGCUUUUAUAUGAUCAAAAACAUGACGAACGGUGAUUCCUCACUUUUGAACAGUCUCAGACGUUAAAGCGAACUGUGUCUCAUCAAUAUUGGUCUGAACAGUGCAGGUGAAUCAAAAACAUGGUAUUAUUACUCAUUGUUGAUUCAGUUCAGUUAUACAGCAUGUUUGUUCACAUCUGGAGCUGAACGAUUUGGAGAAAAUGUCUGGUUUUUCUGACCAGUAUUGUGUUAAAAUGCGAAUAUUUUCCAUUAAUUUAACUCCUUUUUAUCAUUCCAUCAAGAAGUUCAGCAUGUUUUUUCAAGAUUUCAGGCUUGAAUGAUGAAUGUUAGACUGCCAGUUCAUGAAAUUCGAGGUAAUAUUUUGCCAAUUAAAGCUCGUUAAGAAGGUGCUGAAUGAUGUAAGGUGUAAUUAUAGUAGCAUCUAUUGCGAUUUGAAAAUUGCAGCUCCUUCAAAAUGGGAUUUUGAGCCAAAAGCGGUUAAACGUUCAGCCCAAAUCGGAUCCAUCCAGAGUGACAGAACAGAAAAGGUGCUGAUCCUGGAUUCAGAUUCACACCUGCUGGAUCUGCGCCAGCUGAAACUGUCUGAUCUGAGUGUUUCUCUGUAAUCGCACCUCCAGCUCUGAAUUCAGGGGCGAGUGUGUGUGAGUGUGUGUGAGUGUGUGUGAGUGUGUGUGUGUGUGUGUUGGGGUUAAUUUGGUGCGCGAGUGUGUUUUGUGCUGUUGUGGAUGGCCUCGUGUCUCGUGUUUGGGGGAGAGAUGUAUUUAUAUUUUGAUUGUCUCUGGCGGUUUUUAAAAUGAUAAAUAAACGUAACUGUACAGAUUCUCUCAUCUUUCA